GUUAGCUUGCAAGUUCAUUAGGCGGGACAUUAAGUCAUAAGUGCGCGUCAAAAUCCUCAUGGUCCAAACGAGGGCUGUCAUUAACCUAUAAGUCUGGGAUUCCCACACACCAUAGCUAAAGCCCCCUGAAUCGAGAGAUGUGUUCUGGGACUUCGAAAAUGAUCUCGGUAGCUGGCUUGUAAAUGCUAACAGCCCAACGGCUGAGGCUCAACCAUGGAUCCAAGUUUUCAGCAUCCAGACUAUCCUGACGACGUGGACGUGGCCUCCCAGCUAUCAGGCUCUUACUUUGUUGUUCCCUCGCCGGCCACGACGUUCUGGGACGAGCUUGGAUCGUCCUGGCCAUGGCUCCCGUCCCUCCGGGAAGAGCCAGAGACUUGUCACAGCGAAGAACUAUUUGGAAGUCACUUCUUUGGCGAUUGGAUACGGCUACCGCCUCCAGACGAACCAUGCGUUGGCCCUGCUCUCCCACAGGGCCAUCCUUCAAACCCACACAAAGAAGUGUAUCCUGAGCCUGCAGGUUACCAGUCCGCGGGUGUUCCUAGUUUCCAUGACCAAAGCUACUCUUAUCAGCUCUCACAAGUUUCUGACACGAGGACCUUUCCCGAGCCAAGCGUAAUUCUAUCCAGUCCGUCGCAGUGGGCGAGACAAGCCACCCACAAAAGCGGUGAUAUUCCAUCUAGUCAAUACGUUUUUCCAUGUGAGGGAGAUACAAAUCCAUCACCCGCUCCUGAUCAAACACCUAGCUUGACUUCCAGCAGGGCCGGCCAUCGCAAGCGGCCGAGAUCCGAGAUCGAGGCCUUGGAUAAGACAACGUCAAGUGGGAUUCACGUAAAAAGCGUAACUGCAGACUAUAGCGAACAAGUAGAAAAGGAGCUUCACGAUGUGGAAGCAGGAUCACCGUCUAGCAAAAGACUCGCUUGUCCUUUCUACAAGUUUGAUCGAGUCACGCACCUCCAUUGUGCUCGCUUCCACUUGAAGAGAGUGAAGGACGUUAAACAGCAUCUUCUCAGGAAGCACCGGUUCCACUGCGCGGGCUGUCACGAAGGAUUUAAGGACAAACGAAAGUGCAAGGGACAUGUCGAUGACCAGCAGUGCCAAAGUAGAGCCGGCCCGCGUUCUGCUGGGAUCGAUGAAGGUAUCUCAGAACAUCAGGUCAAUGAUCUGUUACAGAGGAUGAACAGCGGUCCCAAGGGCGAUGAACACUCCUGGUACACUAUCUGGGAUAUCUUGUUCCCGGGGCAAUCCUUUCCAGCUUCGCCGUUCCUAAAGAGCGGGGUGGAAGAGGUCAUUUCUACUGUCUGUGACUUAUGGCAGAAGAAUGGUCCCAAGGUCAUCUCAUCUCUCAAUAACGACCCCUUACAGACGAGCCUGAUAAACGGAACAGAGCUGCCCAAGACCAUGCCAGUCUCCCUUUCGAAAUCGUCCACAAGCGACAAUCUGUUGUUGAUUUUGGGCCGGCUCGCGAAAGUCAGUGCAGCACAAAGCGAAGGCAAUGAGGCAAAUCUUCCAAGAUCGCGGCUCUGCCCUUCGUCACCUGCAAAAUACUCACCGUCCACGACAUUCAUGACUUUGGGAAAAUUCGACGACAAAGAACUGGAAUUUGAAUCUCACUGAUAUGAUCGUGUCUUCUCCUGUCAAGGUUGCGAAGUCCACUAAUGUAAGACUAAUAUCGAAAAGAAAGGCAGGGGAAUUCAGAAACGUGGGCAGAUGGAGUAUGGAGAAUCCAAUUGAGCUCAUCAUAAAAGACUUCUGAUCCGAAAUUGUUCUUGAAAGCCCAAGAUACGCAAGCCCUGCUUGAGUGCCAGCAAAAAAUCAGUGGCCAGUUUGUAUUUGCGGCGAUUCACCUGGGAUUCCAGUCUUUCAAAGUGACACGAACCUGACAACUCAAAGUAGUUUAGUAGGUCUCUGCACUUGCAAGUACUUAGGCCAGACUGUCUGCC
Messenger RNA from Colletotrichum godetiae, 1940 nucleotides. RefSeq lists its product as uncharacterized. NCBI's taxonomy places the organism in Eukaryota, Fungi, Ascomycota, Sordariomycetes, Glomerellales, Glomerellaceae. The record is from RefSeq and is a predicted model, not a curated record. The transcript is spliced from 3 exons. The coding region runs from base 214 to 1614 and encodes 466 amino acids.